CUCAGAGCGCGUUUUGGGCCUCGCUGGCUGCCGUAGGAAGCGCUGGACGUGGCCGCGCCACGUCCCUUGCCGCCGGGGGAGAGGAAUCAGUUGGGCCUCCGGGUGGGUGGCCAUGGCCUUUACGUUGUACUCGCUGCUGCAGGCGGCCCUUCUCUGCGUCAAUGCCAUCGCCGUGCUUCACGAGGAGCGUUUCCUCAAGAACAUUGGCUGGGGAACAGACCAGGGAAUUGGAGGAUUCGGAGAAGAGCCAGGAAUUAAAUCUCAGCUAAUGAACCUUAUUCGAUCUGUAAGAACCGUGAUGAGAGUGCCAUUGAUAAUAGUAAACUCAAUUGCAAUUGUAUUACUUUUACUCUUUGGGUGAAGAUCAAUGGGGGAAAUGGAGACUCCGAAGACGACCUGCCGGCAGAAGUUAUUACUUCAGUCUUUAUUGAAGUAUACAUAUCUUAGCUGGCUCUCCUUGGACUUGACAAAAAUGUAAACCUUACAAUAAAACCAGAGUCCCUAUUUAUCUGAUUUUUUAAAAUGUUGCACUUACAGUUUUAUUGUAAAAAGAUCAGAUCAUCAGAGGCCAUAACUAUCGAGGAUUGGAAUACAUUUGAUUGCUGACUGCUGAUAAAAGUUCAUGCUACAGAAAAGAUUGUUAAAAGGGUGCAGGACUGUCACUUCUGUGUUUUUAGAGAUUCCUCUCUUUGACUUCUCAGGGAUGAAUUUUUUUUUCAAAGUUCUUGUAACUUAGUUAUGAUGUGAGAACGAUUAUCCUCCUAGAUAAAAUUGAAAGGAUUUUUAAAAUAUAAAAUGUUAGGUAAUCUGGAUUGUUUUAUUUUGAACUCGUUGGUUAAGUAUUCUGUCUGUAUACUGUCUCAGCUAUGAAAAAUUCAAAUCCAUAGUAACUAUUGAGGAGCAAUACUCUGAUUUCUGGAAGAGUUCUAAUUUUCUUAAGUUGGAUAGUCACAUGUUGAUUGUGUUUGUAAGUUUCAUUUUAAGUUUGAUUCAUGCAUUUGUUAUUUUAUUAAUUGGCCUGAAUGAUGAGACCAGAUCAGUAUCUACAUAUUUCCAAAGGUUAAAGAAAAAUCUGUAUAGAAAAGUCUAUGCCCUUUUUAACAAUGAUGACUUAUUUUUUAAAAUCAGCAUAAAUAGUAGCCUGUAAGAGCAAUCCUAAACAAUCACCAUUAAACCACACAAUGUAAGAAGACUUUAUUGUUAAGCAUUUACCUCCCCAAAUUAUCACGUUUCUUGGAGUAGCACAUUAAGGGGUGUGAUUGGUGAUUCUUCAUUCUGUCAGUCACUAGAGUAUUCAUGGUGGAUAAAUUGUCUUUUGUUUUGUUUUUAUGUCUUAGACCAUCCCAUAUUUGUUUAUCCCAUAAUACCAUUUUAUGCAGAAAGAUUAAGACAAUGUAAAUGGUUUUUCUGGAAAUUAGUAAAUAAUGCUUUAAAAGGGGUGGAAAGGCAUCUGUGUUUAAAAGAGAACAUUUGUAAAUAAAAUUCAAUUUCCAAGUCAAACACGUUUCUGUACCUUAGUAUAUACCUGUCAGCUUAAUCUUAUUUUGUGUGUAAUACUUACUCUGUGUGUUCUUUGCGCUAAAAUCAUUGCACACAGAUUUAAUGAGUUUCUUUUUUCUUCAGUGAAUUAACAGCAUUGCUGACAUAUAUCAGGACAACUCAUGAACAAUUCUGAUUCUAUGACUUAAGGACAGGUUAUUAGAUGCCUGUUGGCCAUGCCUGAGCUGGAGAUGGAAGAUCUCUGAGUAGGGGUGCCUUAUAGCUGAACCAAAGUUGAUGAGGGAUCCUUAGUUGAUUUGUUGCCUAAUGGGAGUAACUAACAUAUUUUGCACUUAAAGGCAAUUUAAGAAUCUGACGCAUGAAUUUGAAUUUAAGCUGUUGAACAGAUUCAAAAGUAGCAGUUAACUGAGGGCACUCCUGUUUCUCCACAGGCAAUGAGCCAUAUAGAAUUUUAAAGAGAAAGAAGAGACCUUGGCCUGAUAGCACUUUAUUGAAGAUGUUACAACACACUUUUUUACUCAUUUAAUGUUGAGAUACUAUCCAAGUUCACCUUUCAGUGGAGAGCAGUCACAGCAGGGCAGGAUCAGAGUAUUCUGUAGCAAAGUGGUUCUGAGGAAAGUGCAACAUGGGCAUCAAAGUAUUUCCUCUCUAGGAGCUUCCCUGGUGGUCCAGUGCUUAAGCAUCUGCCUUCCAAUGCAAGGGACACAGGUUUGAUCCCAGGUACGGUCGGAUCCUUCAUGCCAUGGAGUAACUAAGUCUAUGCGCCACAGCAACUGAGCCUGUGCUCUAGACUCCUCACGCUGAAAUCACUGAAGCCUGCUGGCCUAGAACCUGUUCUCCACAAUAAGAGAAGCUUUUGCAAAAAGAAAUCAGCACACAACUAGGGAGUAGUUCCCACUCUGCAGCUAGAGAAAGCCUGCCCACAGCAACGAAGACCCACCACCGCCAAGUAAUAAGUCUUUAAAAGAUGAAAGGAAAAAAAGAGCUUUCUCCCUAAAGGCCUCUUACACAGUUCUAGCUCUACUGUGCCUGAAAAGAGGUCUGUAAACUUUCACAGGUUAACCCUGGUUUCCCCAGGGAAGUUGCGAUGCAGUAACGUUAGUGUCUUAUUUUAGUAGAAGGUAAUUUAAGUGCCUGCCUGCCUGCCGACAUCUUCCCACUUAGCCAUUCUUAGGAUUAACAAUCUGUGAUUAUUUUGGACUCCAAAUACCUGUAGUGUUAAUGGUCUUGUGUAUUCUGACCCUGUGUCUAUAUGCCUAUGACCUAGGAUGAAGGAUCUUGACUGUAGUCUGUACAUACUCAAACUCAUAGCCUAGUCCUUAAUCAAGUGGUUUUCAAACUUCGAUUGUUAACAGCAGAACUGGAUUUCCAAAAGAAUAAUAAUUUAGAAGUGUAAUCUUCUAGUAUCUUAAACAGAUGGCAGACCUCCCUGGUGGUUCAGUAGUUAAGAAUCUGCCUUGCAAUGCAGGGGACACAGGUUUGAUCCUUGGCCGGGGAAUUAAGAUCCCACAGGCUUCAGGGCACCUAAGCCCAUGUGCCACAAUGAAGAACCCACAGGCUGUAAUGAACACCCAGCACAGCCAGAAAUAAUAAAACAGAUGGGAGCAGGUCCAUUUUUGUAUAUCAGUUGAAGCAGGAAUGAGACUCAUAGGCCCACUGUUCAGCAUCCACUCUUAACAAGCUUCCUAAGGUUCUUCCACCAAACCCUAAGCUUUCAAAAAUAUGGUUAUGAAGUAUUAAAAAAAACAACCCUGCUUUUUGUAGAGUAGGCAUGGUGAUCUGUGCCCUGUAGAUAUUUGUUAUCACUUGUGUGUAUAUAUGUGUAUACUCAUGAAGUGACCUGAGACAAGGCAAUAUAUUUGAGUGAAAUAGGAAGCAGGAUAUUGCUAGUAUAUCAGCCAGAACUAUUUAUCAUAUGGCUUAAAUAAACUUCCUAAGACCUCAGUUGUUUUGGUUGCUUCAUCUGUAAAAUUGGUCAAUAAUUGUUUCAGACCAGACGUCUGUUACAGAUUUCAUAUAUAUAUAUAUACGUGUAUAGCACAUGCAUGCACGCGCGAGUCAUCUUUACCAGGUCACUAACCUUUGAUCCUAGAUAAAAAAGAUGUUCUGAAAUGUUUUUUGUGUGUGAAAUAAGUUACUUUCCUAC
Messenger RNA from Capra hircus (goat), 3646 nucleotides. RefSeq names its product immediate early response 3 interacting protein 1 (gene IER3IP1). The record is from RefSeq and is a predicted model, not a curated record. Gene Ontology annotation, cellular component: endoplasmic reticulum membrane; Golgi membrane; COPII-coated ER to Golgi transport vesicle. Gene Ontology annotation, biological process: endoplasmic reticulum to Golgi vesicle-mediated transport. Bases 113 to 361 code for a protein of 82 amino acids. Lineage: Eukaryota; Metazoa; Chordata; Mammalia; Artiodactyla; Bovidae. The transcript has 3 exons.